AUGAUUGACUUCUUCUAUGAGGACAGAGAGGACGCCUUCCGGAGGGCCACAGCUCUGGACACACGUAUUGUGACAGACGCUCAGGCGGUCGGCGGCGAGAGUUAUGUUAAAAUUGUGUCCGCAGCGCUCAGACAGGCUUAUGGAGGGUUGGAAAUGGUUGGCACAGUUGACAGGCCGUGGAUGAUGUUAAAGGAUACGCCACCUCGUAAUUGUCAGACAGUGGAUGUGAUUUACUCCCACUUUGCGGUUCACUUAUAUCUGAAUCCAACGCUUUUGCGAUACCUUUUGGAGCCAUUGUUUGACUAUCAAGAGAGGGGUUUAUUCGCAAAGAAGUAUAGUUUGCAUGAUUUGGGUAAACAGUAUCCGCAAUGCGGGGGACAAGAGGGACAUCACGAGGACAUGGAGGUCGAGCAGAGCGCCAAUAUGUUGAUCAUGAUGUCAGCCUAUGUCAGGGCAACCAAUGAUACAGAGUUUGCCAAAAAGCACUACAAAAUUGCCAAACAAUGGACACAGUAUUUGGUCGAUCACGGGUUGAUCACAGGUGACGCUUUAACAACGGAUGCCUAUUUGGGCAAAUUGACAAAUUCAACAAACCUUUCGGUCAAAGCUAUUGUAGGCAUCGGAGCGAUGGCACAGUUGGCUGAAGUGACCGGCAAUGAGGCGGACAGACAACUGUUUAGACGGACGGCCGAAAAAUACGUCACCGAAUGGAUCCGUUUGGGUGACGACCCGUUCAAUAAACACAUAAAAAUGACUUAUAAUAGUGACAACACAUGGUUUAUGAUGUAUAAUCUCUACGCCGAUGUCCUGUUGGACACCAAAUUAGUGCCCGAAUCGAUCUACAAACAACAGGACCAGUGGUACAAACAGGUGAUCAACUAUUACGGCCUACAAUUAGGGAGCGUUACGGCGGACACCAGGUUUUGUUGGAUGAUGUUUACGGCCGCCGCGUCCGGCGAUACUAGACUCCGGCAAACAGUGUUUGAUCGGACGGCCCAAUGGUUAAGGGAAACGCCGACCCGUCAACCCUUUUCGGACGCGGCCAACACUAUCACCGGCGAGUCACCAGGGUGGGCCCGCAACCGCAUGAUCACAACUGUGUGCCAACAUAAUUAA
Messenger RNA from Medioppia subpectinata, 1116 nucleotides. Lineage: Eukaryota; Metazoa; Arthropoda; Arachnida; Sarcoptiformes; Oppiidae. The record is from the annotation of a GenBank genome assembly.